Messenger RNA from Prunus mume (Japanese apricot), 2518 nucleotides. Its product is annotated as sugar transporter ERD6-like 7. Gene Ontology annotation, molecular function: sugar transmembrane transporter activity. Lineage: Eukaryota; Viridiplantae; Streptophyta; Magnoliopsida; Rosales; Rosaceae. The record is from RefSeq and is a predicted model, not a curated record. Gene Ontology annotation, cellular component: membrane. Gene Ontology annotation, biological process: transmembrane transport; carbohydrate transport.
GCAAGUGCAGAUCAAUCAAACCUUCAGAAAUUCAAAAAAGAAUAAAGAAAACAAAAAAAGAAAAGAUACUUCCGUACAAAAAAACAUUUACAUCCCUUCUGGCAUAUUGCUCUCACUAUUUUUUUGCCUAUAAGAAGAGGAUAGAGAUUUCUUGAUUUCCAUUAUUUGAUAGUUUUUGGCCUACACUACCCAUCUCUUUGAUUCUUCUUCUCUUUGCCAUUUAUAGAAGUUCAUAGGUACAGUGGGAGUUAUAUAAUCAGGCAGGCAUGGCCAUCAAAGAGGAUGUAGAGAGUGAUCUGCAGGAGGGCAUAAGAGCUCCACUGAUGAGGGUAGAGAAUAACUUGGCUGAUGGAGGAAGCAGCAUAGGAGGGAAUCCAUGGAUGGUUUACCUCAGCACAUUUGUUGCAGUUUGUGGCUCUUAUGAAUUUGGAUGCUGUGCCGGUUAUUCGUCGCCUACUCAGUCUGCCAUCAGGGAAGAUCUCAGUUUAUCAUUAGCAGAGUAUUCAGUGUUUGGCUCCAUUUUGACGUUUGGUGCAAUGAUAGGUGCUAUCACAAUUGGUCCCAUCACUGAUCUUCUUGGUCGAAAAGGGGCAUUGAGAGUGUCGAGUGCUUUCUGUGUUGCAGGUUGGCUUGCUAUUUACUUUUCCAAGGAGGCUUGGUCUCUGGACAUUGGCAGACUGGCAAACGGAUACGGAAUGGGAGCCUUUUCAUACGUGGUGCCUGUUUUCAUAGCUGAAAUUGCUCCAAAAAAUCUUCGAGGAAGACUAACUGCUAUAAAUCAGUUAAUGAUCUGCUGUGGAGUGUCUGUUUCCUUCAUUCUUGGGGUACUAGUUAGUUGGAGGGCUUUAGCAUUAAUUGGACUUAUUCCCUGUGCUGUGAACAUUUUCGGUCUCUUUUUCAUUCCUGAGUCUCCAAGAUGGCUGGCAAAGAAAGGACGCCAUAAAGAGUUCAAAGUUGCACUGCAGAAACUUCGUGGGAAAGAUGCUGACGUAUCUCAUGAAGCAGAAGAAAUCCAGGAUUAUAUAGAAACUCUUGAUCGGCUUCCUAAAGCCAAAUUGCUGGAUUUGUUUCAAAGGAGAUACUCACGCUCAGUCAUUAUUGGAGUUGGGCUGAUGGUCUGUCAACAAUUUGGAGGAAUCAACGGCGUCUGUUUCUAUGUCAGCGAUAUUUUUGAUCAAGCCGGAUUUUCUUCCAGCAUUGGAACUAUAACCUAUGCUAUUCUUCAGGUUGUGGUUACUGGCAUUGGUGCAGCAGUAAUGGAUAAAGCUGGAAGAAAACCUCUAAUUUUGGUUUCUGCAUCAGGGGUGGUACUUGGCUGUCUUUUGACUGCAGUUUCAUUCUUUCUGAAGGUUCAUGAACUGGCACUCACAGCAACUCCCAUACUUGCUGUAACCGGCAUACUGGUCUAUAUAGGAUCCUUUUCAAUUGGAAUGGGAGCAGUGCCUUGGGUUGUGAUGUCUGAGAUAUUCCCUAUAAAUAUUAAAGGGCAGGCUGGAAGCUUAGCAACGUUAGUGAACUGGUUUGGUGCAUGGUUGUGUUCCUACACUUUCAACUAUCUUAUGAGUUGGAGCUCCUAUGGUACCUUCAUUCUGUAUGCAGCAAUCAAUGCUCUGGCUAUAUUGUUUGUGAUUUUGAUGGUACCUGAAACAAAGGGGAGAACCCUGGAACAAAUCCAAGGAGCCAUUAACAAAUAGAGAAUUCAAGCAAGAAUUAAAUAUAAAAAAAAUAAUAAUAAGAGCAUUAUUUGUGGUAAUUCUCAUUGAAAAUUUUGACAGCUCAAUUCAGCAACUAGGUAGAUGGAAUCUUCGAAGAUGCUUCAAAACCACAAGAAUAUUGCACUGCUUUUCUUUUUUCUUUUUUCUUUUUUAAUAAAAAAAUAGUUUAAAUUAUUCGUACCUUUGUGUUUUAUUUGUUGCAAGGAAUGUAUUAAAAAUAUGUUUAUUUUUUUUAAGAAAAAAAAGGGCAAAAUAUUGUCGGGAACAAAAUUCGCAGGGAAAGGUAACAAAAGCUUAUAAAUCGGGAAAUGAUGGACAAUGCUGAUUUCCAAUUGACACCAACUGGUCGUCUUCUAGAUAAGUAAAUGAAUUUGUCUGUAUCAAAAGGAAAUGAUGGACAAGGAGGCAUUGAUCAAAUCAAAACAUAUUAUCGUAGAGAGAGAAGGCUUGCACUGAUAGGAAGCACUCCCAUCUGGAAAAAAGCUCUAACCGUUGCAAUGUUAAUAAUAGAAUGAACAUCUUCCUUUUAUUUUACUUGUUGUGGUGUGAUGUCCACAAGUUAUAAGGCUGAUAGUUUACUUGUUUGUGAUUUUCAGGAAUGUUCAUUCUGUAUGCAGCAUUCUUUGAGGUAUUUCUCAUUGAAAACUUUGACAGCUCAAGCCUGCAACUUGUUAGAUGGAAUCCCGGUAGAUGCUUCAAAACCGCAAGAAUUUUGUAUUACUAUUUUUAGGAUGGUUUCGUCCAAUUUUUUUAUUUUAUUUUAGGAUGGUUAAAUUCAUUCAUGCCAUAAAUAAGUGUUUCAU